This is a messenger RNA of Mercenaria mercenaria, 7088 nucleotides long. Its product is annotated as ubiquitin carboxyl-terminal hydrolase 44-like. The transcript is spliced from 16 exons. Gene Ontology annotation, molecular function: zinc ion binding; cysteine-type deubiquitinase activity. Gene Ontology annotation, biological process: protein deubiquitination. Gene Ontology annotation, cellular component: cytoplasm. Lineage: Eukaryota; Metazoa; Mollusca; Bivalvia; Venerida; Veneridae. The record is from RefSeq and is a predicted model, not a curated record. Bases 224 to 2734 code for a protein of 836 amino acids.
GGUUUAACACACGCGUACCAUAGAAACAGUCGAUUUAUUUUAUACUGCUUCGAUAUCUUAAACGAUCAUUGAGCGAUUCGGCAAUUAUUGUUGCAAAUAACCAAACUUUUAGAAGUUGUCAUGUUUGUUUUACACCAAGCCUUCCAAGGUGGAUAACUCAGAUCGUAUUUAAGAUAAAGUGAAUGGACAUUAGAAUGUAAGUGCAACUUAAUAAAGUAUUGUAAUGGAGAAAUGUUUGCAUGUGUCAAAAAUCAGACCAGCAUGGGACCACUCCAUCCUGAACCCUGAGAAAUGGCUGUGUUACCUUUGCCGUACAACAGAAAGCGUUUGGGCAUGUUUAAGUUGUUCAAAUGUAGCAUGUGGGAGGUUUAACGAGAAACAUGCUCUGAAGCACUAUCAGGAGAGCAAGCAUCCAAUCAGUAUUGAAGUGAAUGAAAAAUAUGUUUACUGCUAUGCAUGUGAUGAUUAUGUGCUGAAUGACAAUGCAGCUGGAGAUAUUAAACUCCUGCGGUCUGCUCUCAGUGCCAUAGCAACCCAGAAGUUCACAGACAUUGAGUCGAGGGGUAGACGGUUGCUCAGGUCAUACUCGUACUCAGGGGCUGUUCAAAGGGAUGAGCCUUAUGAUGAUGACAAAAUUGCUACAGCAGAAUGGCAUAGAAGGCAAAGAUUACUUUCCAAAGUAUUCAAUAGCUGGAGGCUAUUCAUUCAACAAGAAAAGUCUCGGAAGAGACGAUCAUAUGACAAACAGCUGGUACAGCUAAUGUCCUCGGCAUCAACGGUGUUCAAGAAAAGAUCAAUUACUCCAGGUGUAACUGGACUAAAAAAUCUUGGGAACACUUGCUAUAUGAACUCAGUUCUCCAAGUACUAAGCCAUAUUGAUGCAUUCAGAGACUUUUUCCUAAAAAUGAAAUACAGCUUUGAAGCAAGCUCAGAUGGUUCCCCUCUUGUAAAGAGUGUAGUGGCACCAAAACCAGCAGUUGUGACACCAGCUGCUGCUAAACAAUAUGCAAGACAGACAACUGUGGAAUGUUUUCAGCAUUUGAUGUCAACUGGAGGCCAGAAGCAGACGACACCAAAGAAGAAAUUGAAGGGUGGUUUGAAUGGUGGGUCGGCACAGUCGACUAGUUCACCUGUCAGACAACAGCUCAUCUGUGAUGUAGAAUCUCAGGGAAAUCAGGAUAAUAAUGUGUCUUUAAGUGGAGAGUUACACGGGUUGUUUCGUGUGUUAUGGUCAGGGAAGUGGGCUCAGGUGAGUCCCCAUGCCUUCCUGAGGGCAGUAUGGCAGGCUAUUCCAAUGUUUAAAGGCUAUGCACAACAUGAUGCUCAGGAAUUCUUGUGUGAGUUAUUGGACAAGAUACAGCGUGAAUUAGACGGUACACCAAAUCAGCCAUCCUCACAGCUGCUUGACAGCCUGUUUCAGGGACAGCUUGUCAGUAGGGUACAGUGUCAGGCCUGUAGAAACGUUACUGAGACAUUAGAACCCUACAUGGACCUAUCUCUAGAGUUCCCAAACAGAUAUCAGAUCACCAAGCAGAAUUCAAGAGUUGCAGAAGACAUUUGUCAUAUUACAGAAAUGUUAGCCAAGUUUACAGAGGAAGAACAUCUAGAAGGGAACAUAUAUGCCUGUGAGAAAUGUAAUAAAGGUCGCAGUAAAUCAGGGACAGUUUACACGGAGGCAAAGAAGCAGCUCCUCAUCAAUGAAUUACCACCUAUACUCAGGCUUCAUCUGAAGAGAUUCAGAUGGUCCGGCCGGAUCCAUAGGGAGAAGAUCAGUACACAUGUGGCUACAGAUGAACUCCUAGACCUGAAACCAUUCUGCUCAAACAACAUAGAUCCACAACCACAGUAUCGUCUAUUUGGUGUCAUUAUUCAUCAUGGUAGAGGCUUUGGUUCAGGACACUACACAGCUUAUACUUGGAACAAAGAAGCAGAGUCAUGGGUUCAUUGCAAUGAUUCAAGGAUGAUAUUAUCAACAGUGAAGGAAGUUCUUACAGCUCAGGCCUAUAUUCUCUUCUAUAAAGCAGAGGUUCCGGAAAAAGUUGAAAAACCAGUCUCUCUUACAUCAGACUGUAGCACAGAAACUGUAGAAUACAGUCUAAAAUCAGAGGACACAGUCUGUUAUCCAGAUGUGGAAGGGUAUAAUGAUGCCCCAGUUCUGACAUCAUCAGUGUCAUCACCAAAAUCUUCACCAAUGCCAAAAUUAUCUAGUGUACAAUCAUUAGCUUCAUCACAAUCAUCCUUUUCAUCAUUACCAACGUUAUCACCUUCACCAUCAUUAUGGUCAAUAACAUCACAUGAAAAAUAUUCAUUGAAGUCCGAUGGCACGGAGAUUCUCAGUGAUGAUGAUAUUAAAGACUUAGAAAGUUCUUCGAUCUCUGAUAAGUCAGUACAUGUAAUUGAUCGUGAGAUUACAUUUAAUUUUAAACCGGCAGACAAUAUGAGAGUGACCCGAAGUUCCAAACGGUCCCUAGAUAAUUGUGAUAUGCAGCUUAGUGCACAAAACUUGAAAAGAGCGAAAAAGUUAUCUUUUGAAACAAGUUCGUUCUAUUCUAAACCGAGAAGUAAAACUCCAGAAAAACAGAAGGUUGACUUGAAUAGGAGAAGAACUCGCUCCAUGAAAAAUGAGAAUAACUCUUCAUUGUUGAAACUAGAAAAAUACAUCGGCCGUAGCCAUGCAAACGAUGACAAUGACUCAGCUGAGCAUAUCAAAAGGAGGAAAUCAACAUUUUGGUGAUUGACAUGAAUUACUUUACAUAAAGAAGAAAUUCAUGGCAACUCAAAUAGAAUUUAUGAUGGCAGAAAGUGGUUUAUUUUGCAGUUUAACAGACAAGAAUUUUGACAGUAUGAAAAUGCUUAAAUUUGGAAUUAAGACUAUAGGGUUGAGAUUAGAAUACAUAUAAUUGCUUGUAGAUUAAAUCUCUAAUGAAUCAAGCUAUACUUGAAUAUAAUACUUGACAAGAUAUGUACAGUACAUUUGUUUUAUGAAUGUUUUAAAGAUCCUGUACAUCUAAAUUGGCCUUGAAUUUUGACACUUUGAACAUUCACUGAGUUAUGUAGUGAAAGUCAUACAUAUAUAUAUGAUUUCAUGUAUAAAUUAUCAUUUUUAACUGAAUCAAUAAACUAGGCAAUUAUAAAUAGGAGGGUUGUGGUAAAGACUUUAUUCAGUUUGACUGAAUAGAGAUAUUGAGGCUUAUGCUGUACAUUAUAUUACAGGUUAACAGAAAAUUUCAUUUUGCAUUUUAGAAUAUGCUGAGGGUUUUUAAAUUUGUUGAUUUGUGAUCUAUUUGUGGUGUAAGCUAUAUGCCUUCAAUUGUGCUUUUUAAUUUAUGACAAUCCUGUGGUGAUAAAGAUACAGAAUGAAAUCUUGCACUUACAGACAUAGGUAUGUAUAGUAUACAGGUAUAAUUGUGAAAAUAAUAUACACUUGUCUAAGUGGUCAACUGUCUUAAGUGGUCAGCUUUUUUUUGGCCUGGUCAUUUCACUGUACUGUUUAGACUGUAUUAUCAAGGAAAUACCCAUUUGGAUUUGUCAUUACGUCUCCCCAUAGGUGGGGGAGUGUCUGUCCAUCUGCAUUAAGCUUGUGUAGCUUUCACAGGUCAAACUGCUGGCCAGAUUUCGACGAAACUUCGCAGGAGUGAUCAGUACCAAGCCUGGUUGUGCAUAUCGCUGGCUUGUUCCGCUUCGCUGCACAAAUUGGCCGCCAGAGCUAAAGAUAGAAAACCUUGUCUGGCUUUCACAGGUCAAACUGCUGGCUUUAUUUCAACGAAACUUGACCGGAGCGAUCAGUACCAAGCCUAGUUGUGCAUAUCGCUGACAGGUUCCGCUUUGCUGCUCAAAAAGGCCGCCAGAGCUUAAGGUAUACGUAGGGGGAAGACAUAUGAUGUUUGACAAAAACACUGUCUAGUUUGUUUUAGAAAUAAAAGUGGCUUAUCCCUGUAAUUGUGACAUUUGUGUGUUUCAGUAUGUUGAUUUUAAAGUUUUUUUAGUUGUUUGCAUUUUUGAGAUGAAUUUCAUGAUAAGAUAUUAAUACAGUCAUAUGAUGCAAUUACAUUACAUGAAAAUAAUAAAACCAUGAUCAUAAUUAUGUACACUGAGAACAAUUGUGAAAUUUAUAUCUGAACUAAUAUAUCACAAAUUUGUACUGUUUUUCAAUUGUUUAUAUUUUUUUUGCCAUUGAAUUCAUUAAAAAAAAAAAAUCUUCACAUUUACCAUUACACAUUUUAUUCCAUUACACAAUGUUUCUGUUUGUUUAUGAUUUGUCACCACAUGUUGAUUAUGCAGUGUGGAGUGAUUCAUGUACCAAAGGGGCAUAACUCCAAAUCUACUUCUAAAUGUGAGGAUUUAACUAACUUUAUAUUUUAAAGGAGCAUACUUCCAGGUUUACAUCUCAAUUAUUUGUUAUCGAAUUAGCAAAAACAGCGAUUUUUAAUGAAAUAGCAAGUCAGUAUUAUACAAGUUGUAAAGAACAGCAGAAUUUCAACCAGUUAGAGAAUUUUUCUACUUGUUCAUGUGAUAAUACUGUUUACUGUUUCACUCCUAGAAUAGCUUUGUAUUUACUUUUUUAAUACCACACUUCAACUUUGUUCAGGGUCAGCUGUAAUAUAGGUAGAUGAUCCAUUGUUCUUACAACAUUUUUACUUUAGCACAUUUUCGUCUGAAACUACUGGUCAGAAUUACACCCACCUUGGUCAGUCUAGCAUGGACCCCUCCCAAGUUUGUUCAGAUAGUUCAGCUUGGUUUGGAGGUAUGCCCCUGAAUAUUUUUAAUCAAAGAUUAGCUGAGCAUAAUUGUGUAAUCAUUCAUUAUAAUUAAGAUUUCAUAUUGUUCUAUUAUUACAGAAUAUAGUAUUUUGUAUUCAUGAUUUUACUUUAUACAAAUGCCAUAUUGAUAACUCAGGAAUUUAUUAUUGUAAGCCAGUAGAGUUGGAGAAUCUGGCAAGUGUGAAGUGCUCUUACCACACCAAACUGGCUGCAAGGUAAAAAACUAAGUUUGGAAACCAGUCUGAGGACUCCAGCAUCUGAUUGGUUGUUUCUGAGGUUAAAUUUGAAAUUGACCAAUGGCAAGACUGCAUUCUGAGACUGGUCUCCAUUCUGUAUAACCUUGGAGUUAGGAUAGGCAAUGAAGAGUUUUGAGGUUGUUCUGUUUAAGUGAAGAUGAGAUAUGUGUACAGGCAUGUUGCUGUAAGACAGAUAAUAUGUAUGUAUCUGUGAAUUAAAUGCAUUCUUGUUUAGCUUGCCUAUUUAAAGAAUAGGUAGAGUUAUUGGACUCACCCAUGCAUUGGCGUCGCGAUUUGGUGAAGUUUUUGUAUGUAAGCUGGUAUCUCAGUAACCACUUGUGGGAAUGGAUUGAAACUUCACAUACUUAUUCACUGUGAAAAACUGACUUUCAUUGCAAAGGUUCCAUAACUGUUUUGCUAUUUUACAAAAUUAUGCCCCUUUUUCGACUUUUUUAUACGCCCGUUUGAAAAACGGGACGUAUUAUGGGAACGCCCCUGGCGGGCGGGCGGGCGGCGUCCACAGAUUUUGUCCGGAGCAUAUCUUCUACAUGCAUGGAGGGACUUUAAUGAAACUUGGCACAGUUGUUCACCAUCAUGAGACGGAGUGUCAUGCGCAAAAACCAGGGCCCUAGGUCUAAGGUCAAGGUCACACUUGGAGGUCAAAGGUCAAAUUCAAGAAUGACUGUCCGGAGCAUAUCUUCUUCAUGCAUGGAGCGAUUUUGAUGAAAGUUGGCACAAUUGUUCAUCAUCAUGAGACGGAGUGUCAUGCGCAAGAACCAGGUCCGUAGGUCUGUCUAAGGUCAAGGUCACACUUAGAGGUCAAAGGAUACAAGAAAGAAAACUUUGUCCGGAGCAUAUCUUCUUCAUGCAUGGAGGGAUUUUGAUAUAACUUGGCACAAAUGUUCACCACCAUGAGGCGGAGUGUCAUGCGCAAGAACCAGGUCCCUAGGUCUAAGGUCAAGGUCACACUUAGAGGUCAAAGGAUUCAAGAAUGAAAACCUUGUCCGGAGCAUUUCUUCUUCAUGCAUAGAGGGAUUUUGAUAUAACUUGGCACAAAUGUUCACCACCAUGAGGCGGAGUGUCAUGCGCAAGAACCAGGUCCCUAGGUCUAAGGUCAAGGUCACACUUAGAUGCGGGUCAGAUACAAGAAUGACUUUGUCCGGAGCAUUUCUUCUUCAUGCAUGGAGGGAUUUUGAUGUUACUUGGCACAAUUAUACACCAUCAUGAGACAAAGUGUGAUGCGCAGUUCCCUUCUUUAGAAUUACUUCCCUUUGUUGUUACUAUAAAUAGCUUAUAUUGUUACUUUUUCAUUACUAGUCGUAGGGAAAAAUCGAGACCACUUUUCUGUAGUACAACAUGCAUGCUACAUCCAAUUUUGAGGUGUAUUUUGACCAAUCUCUACCUUGUAAAGAUUUUUGUGUGGACUUACAAUUUUUUUUUUUGGAUUUUUUUUUUUUUUUUUUUUUAGAUUAACUUCCCUUAGUUGUUACUAUAAAUAACUUAUAUUGUAACUUUUUUAUAAUUGACCGUAGGGAAAAAACAAGACCACUUUUCUGUGGUACAACAUAGAUGUUACUUUCCAAUUUUAGGUGUAUUUUAAGGUAUCUCUACCUGGUAAGGAGUUUUUUUGUGGACUUCGAAAAACAAAAGACUUACAAUGAUUACAACCACAAAAUUAAAAUUCCGUUUGCAAAUACAGGUGCUAGAGUAAAGAAAUUUGCUGUGACGGGCGUAUAUUGUGACAUUCUGGCACUCUUGUUUCAAUUGACAAGGCUGUUGAAUAGUCGAGCGUUGCUGUCUUCUAACAGCACUUGUUUUGUUUCACAGUUAUAUUGAAACAUCUUUCACUGAGAACUAACAAUCAGUAUGUAGAUAUACAAAUUCAAUGUAUUACUCUAGUUUCAUAAGAGACAUUAACAAGUGACUUCAUCUUACGUGUAAAACAUAUGUUUUAUGUUUUUCGAUUCCUUUAAUUAAGUUUUACCUUCACUGACAAUGUAUUGAAUGUUUAUGUUCGAAAAAGUGAAAUAGUUCAAUGAAAAUCAGUUUUGUUUUACACAUUAAUAUGAGGGGACAUUAUUUUUAUUAUUUU